This is a messenger RNA of Tripterygium wilfordii, 1419 nucleotides long. RefSeq names its product probable pectinesterase 53. The record is from RefSeq and is a predicted model, not a curated record. The transcript is spliced from 5 exons. Gene Ontology annotation, molecular function: pectinesterase activity. Gene Ontology annotation, biological process: cell wall modification. Lineage: Eukaryota; Viridiplantae; Streptophyta; Magnoliopsida; Celastrales; Celastraceae. Bases 232 to 1377 code for a protein of 381 amino acids.
CCUGUGUUGUGCCUUACAUUGUUUGCCUCUCUCUUUGUCUGUUUCAGUUAGAAGUACCCGUGACCUCUCACUUUCUGUCAUACUGAAUUCUCAAAUUCAACAUCCACUUUUUACCUAAUUCAAGCACUAUCUUGUAUAUAAACAGACCAUGCUACAACCCAAGGUUCUCCAUCAAAAAUUCAAAACCACAUUCCUUCUUCACGAACUCUCGUCCUCCUGAUUUCUCAUACAAUGUUGUCAAAACAAUCCCAAUAUCUGUGUUACAUUUUGGUUUUUCUUCUUCUUCUGAAUUCAGACCAAGCACUCUGCCACACCAAAGGUCUUAGAAUUAGAAACCAUGCAGGGAAGCAACCACCUGCAAAUUUGACAAGAACCCAAUUCUCAGAACAGCAAUUCAUGAAGUGGGUCAAUUUUGUUGGGAGAUUAAAACACUCACUGUUCAGGACUGCCAAGAACAAGCUAUUCCCCUCUUAUACUCUGAAUGUGGCCAAAAAUUCGAUGGCUGCAGACUUUACAUCGAUUCAAGAUGCCAUUGAUUCUCUCCCUUUCAUUAAUCUUGUGAGAGUAGUCAUCAAAGUUCAUGCAGGAGUCUACACAGAGAAGGUGAAUAUACCCUCAUUUAAAUCAUUCAUAACCAUAGAAGGAGCAGGAGCGGAGAAAACAAUUGUUGAAUGGGGAGACACAGCAAAAACACCUGGUCCAAGAGGGCAACCAAUGGGGACCUACAAUUCUGCAACAUUCGCCGUUAAUGCUCCUUAUUUUAUAGCCAAGAACAUCACAUUCAAGAACACAACACCAGUUCCAGCACCAGGAGCAGUAGGAAAACAAGCAGUAGCAUUUAGAAUAUCAGCUGAUACAGCAACAUUUUUGGGUUGUAGCUUCUUGGGAGCGCAGGAUACACUUUAUGAUCAUCUUGGAAGACAUUACUACAAAGAUUGUUACAUCGAAGGUUCCGUGGACUUCAUCUUUGGGAAUGGCCUCUCCCUCUUUGAGGGAUGUCACUUGCACGCAAUAGUGCGAGUAACGGGGGCAGUAACAGCGCAAGGGAGGAGCAGUCUAUUAGAAGACACCGGGUUCUCAUUUGUCAAGUGUAAGGUGACGGGGUCAGGAGCUCUGUACCUUGGAAGGGCAUGGGGGGCUUUCUCUCGGGUGGUGUUUGCUUACACAUACAUGGACAACAUUAUCAUCCCCAAAGGCUGGCACAACUGGGGUGACCCCACCAGAGAAAUGACUGUGUUUUAUGGGCAAUACAAGUGCAGUGGACCAGGAGCUAUGUACGCAGGGAGAGUGUCUUGGGCUCGAGAGCUUACUGAUGAAGAAGCUAAGCCUUUUAUUUCUCUUAGCUUCAUUGAUGGCUUUGAGUGGAUUCGAUUGUAAAUUACUCUACAACAAUUCCUAUAUAAUAAAAUCUUCCUCUUU